Molecule: messenger RNA, 333 nt
Organism: Lucilia sericata (common green bottle fly)
Lineage: Eukaryota; Metazoa; Arthropoda; Insecta; Diptera; Calliphoridae
Exons: 1
Coding region: 1-333 (110 amino acids)
Source: RefSeq, a predicted model, not a curated record
AUGAUUUCUCAUGGAACAUCCUAUGCCAUUUUAGAAAAAUUGAAAAUGUUGUCGGAUAUACGAGACAAGAUUCGCGAGAAUCUAAAUGCUGCUCAUGAAAAGGCUUCUAAAACGUACAACACAAGAAGUAAGCCAGUUAAUUUUGUUGUGGGACAAGAGGUGUUCCGUAAGAACCAUUCGCAAAGUGAUUUUAAGAAGGGCAUUAAUGCCAAAUUCAACCCAAAAUUCAUUAAAUGCCGGAUCAGAAAGAGAAUCGGCAACGCUUUAUACGAUAUUGAAGAUCUCCAGGGCAAUUACAUUGGCAAGUAUCACGCUUCAGACAUUCGUCCUUAG